Lodderomyces parapsilosis is the source of this 435-nucleotide messenger RNA. RefSeq lists its product as uncharacterized. The record is from RefSeq and is a predicted model, not a curated record. The coding region runs from base 1 to 435 and encodes 144 amino acids. The transcript has a single exon. Gene Ontology annotation, biological process: mitophagy. NCBI's taxonomy places the organism in Eukaryota, Fungi, Ascomycota, Pichiomycetes, Serinales, Debaryomycetaceae. Gene Ontology annotation, molecular function: mitochondrion autophagosome adaptor activity.
AUGUCAUAUACUAUACCUGAUUUAAGAUUUGAGCAGUCGUUCAUGCGACAACUAAACACCUACGCUGGAAAUAAAGAAAUUGAGGGAAAACACUCCAUUUUCAAUAAGAAGAAUUACAAUCCUUUGCCUAAAUUGACUGAUGGUGAGCUCGAGUUACUUAAUGAAAACUUGGAUAAGGAAGAGGAAGAUUAUUUGGAAGACCCGAAACCUUUGAAACCAAUAACACCGAGAAUAGUGAUAUUUGCCAUCAUCAAAGAUCAAAUUGUGCUACCGCUAUUGCAGGGAUUCUUUUUGACGGGACUUCUAAUGUCAGUUCGUCCUGUCUUGGGAUUACUAGUAAAGAAUGGUCAACAAGCUGGCACUUGGGUUUCGAACUUAUUGGGGCUAAACAGGUUGACGCUGGCGUCAUCGAGGAGAUAUGCGCUGGGUAUUUGA